This is a messenger RNA of Blastocystis hominis, 820 nucleotides long. RefSeq lists its product as hypothetical. The record is from RefSeq and is a predicted model, not a curated record. The transcript has 5 exons. Gene Ontology annotation, cellular component: eukaryotic translation initiation factor 3 complex; cytoplasm. Gene Ontology annotation, molecular function: translation initiation factor activity. The coding region runs from base 41 to 820 and encodes 259 amino acids. NCBI's taxonomy places the organism in Eukaryota, Bigyra, Opalinata, Blastocystidae.
CGAGUUUUGGUAGUAAUGUCUUGGGAAGCUGAAGUUGAAGAUGACUGGGAAGCUGGGAUGGAUAGUCAGGAACUGGAAGGGAACUGGGACGAUGAUGAAACCCUCUUUGAUUCCCAAGCUGUUAUUGAUAAACGUGUGGAGAUAUCCUUUUAGAUUGAUUUUGUGUUAUUUCUUUAACGUAUACUGUCCCAUAUGCCAUGGUGAAGGAAAGGUGACUGAAGAAGAGAAGAUUCGCGUAGAGGACCGCAUGAAGGCCAAGAGUUCUUCUAAGACCGCACCAAAGCCUUACAACGAAAAUCGAGGAGUUCAGCAGGCUGUGAGAGACACGCCCCUUGAUGAUCCCGUGGCCGAGAAGGAGCGUCUCCGCCAACUUGCAGAGAAUGCAGAUGCUAAAAUUUUGGAUGAAAUGUUUGGAGGCAAGGCCGACGAUGCCUUCAUUAGCGACACGGAAAAGGGAUUAAACAUGAUUAAGUUAGAAACCUUGGUAGACUAUCAACAGCUUGCGAAUAAGCUGGGGAAAAAGAUGAUGGACCUGGGCAACACGACCUUGACGCUGGAGUUCUUGCAGUGUGCCAUCCGUAUGUGCGGAGGGAACCUGAACAGUGACGACUUCCAGAAAUUGUCUUCGACUUGCAAUGUUAUGAAGGAAGAGCGAAAGAAGGAGGAGAAGGCAGUAACAAAGAAGGGAAAGAAGAAGAAUAAGUUGCUUCCCAAGUCUCUGAAUGCGGACCAUUCUUGGGUAAAUGAAAUGGGAGAUGAUUAUGGUGAUGAUGACUUCAUGUGGAGUGUUGGUUGCACUAAACAAACACAAGUUCUCUGA